GGCAUUCCACUACAAUAACGAGAGCUGUUCGCAAUCGUCGUUACAGCGUGCAAAUUGAUAAUUAGACGUUCGGACGCGUAUAUAAUAAUAAUGCGACACGGACACGCGCGCAUGUGCUCCGCGGGAAGAGCUAUUUGGAGGAGAGCCGUAACUUUUUUGGCGCCCGACUGUCGACGGAUUCGUUUUUUCGCCGGCGGCACGCGUUUAGUCUGUGCCGCGAUUACUCCCGUAAACUCGUCUACCGGUCGUCCGCGUGUCCUCUCUCUCACCGGUGCCAAUAUGCCUCCAUGUAAUAUCUUAUCUGUAAUAUUAUAAUUCGUUUUGCGAACACGACUCGUCCGCGUUAUUUAUAGACGGUUUAUCGAUUUGAUUUUUUCGUGUCGGUUUCUACGCGAUUUUGCGUGACACGUACGACUUUUUGGACGGAAUAUGCUUUUGUUUGGCCACUGAAAAGAAAACACACGUUGUCAAAUUGACUUGAAAUAAUUUCAAGGCUAUUAUAGAGAGCUGCAAUGGUGUUCAUAUAAAUUUAUAUCCAUACGAUUAAACUCUACGCACAUUGAUGUUGUUUGUAGAUGGACGUGUUCAAGGCGCAGUGUCGACAAUACAUCUGACAUGAACAAUACGACGAGUGGAUCAUACAUGGUCCAGCUCGACGACACCGCAAACGAGACAGUAGAGGGUUAUUUGCUCCGAACUCGGGGGCCCAAACACCUUUCGCUGAACAUCGUGUUACCAAUCACCAUCAUCUAUGUAUUCAUAUUCGUCACCGGAGUGAUUGGCAAUAUCGCCGUUUGCGUAGUGAUCGUCCGCAACAACUUUAUGCACACGGCCACCAACUACUAUCUAUUUAGCUUAGCCGUAUCCGAUCUCACACUAUUACUCUUAGGACUGCCUAAUGAUCUCAGCGUAUACUGGCAACAGUAUCCAUGGCCUUUGGGUGAAGUUCUUUGUAAAUUUCGUGCUUUAGUUUCAGAAAUGACUUCAUACACGUCAGUGUUGACCAUCGUAGCAUUUUCGAUGGAAAGAUAUCUGGCCAUCUGUCAUCCCCUCCAUUCAUACGCCAUGUCCGGGUUGAAGAGAGCCGUCCGAAUAAUCGCAGUUGUUUGGAUGAUUUCAUUUUUUGCCGCACUGCCGUUCGCCAUGUUCACAACGGUCGACUAUGUGGAUUAUCCACCUGGGUCAGGAGAUCCAUUGUACGAGAGCGCAUUUUGCGCGAUGCUGGAUAAGAACGUUCCGACAGGAGUGCCUGUAUAUGAGUUGAGCUCGCUGCUGUUUUUUCUUGUACCGAUGAUGAUCAUUAUUGUGCUGUAUGUGCUCAUCGGACUCCAGAUCAGACAGAGUUCUAGGCACUCGCUAGGAAAACAAAUGCAAGGAAACGUGCACGGGGAGACCAAACAAAUUCAAUCGAAAAAGUCAAUAGUCAGGAUGCUAGCUGCUGUCGUCAUUGCGUUUUUCCUGUGCUGGGCGCCGUUCCACGCACAGCGGUUGCUCUACCUGUACGCCAAGGACUCGCCGUACUACUUCCAAGCCAACGAACUGCUGUACACGAUCGCCGGUUGCUUCUAUUACUUCUCGUCGACGGUCAACCCGAUACUGUACAACCUGAUGUCGAUGAAGUACAGGAGAGCGUUCCGGGAGACGCUGUGCGGAUACUCGGGGGACCGACGGAACCGCAUGUCCCGGGAACUGCAGUCGAGCUUCCGGGACACGACCGUGCCACUGAACACGACGAUCAGCACCGCCGAGUGCAGUCGCAAGUCAGUGGUGAACCGGUCCACGAGGAACCUGCAACAGUCCGAUCCACCGUACGGCCAUCAUCAUUAUGCGGCUGCGCCGUCGUCCGACGAUUGCAGUGGCGGCCGGCCGCCCGCGACGGCCUCCGACGUGCUGGUGAUGAUCUCUCCGGUCAACGGCAACGCGCAGGGCUACAAAACGUUGCUCAGGGUGACCGUGCAAGGCCCCGACAACAAGACCACCACCACCACGGAACACGGCAACUGCAGCAGCAAGCUGCAGGGCUGCAACGAAGCACAAACCGAACAUCCGCAUUGCGCCGAAAUGGAGACUUGCAUUUAACGCGGGUUUGUGCAGUGAAACCAUAAUAAGAUAUCGUCCGUGUACAGUAUAAUAUUGAUAAAUGUGUGCCGUGAGCGUUUCUCUUUUCGUCUCGUCAAAAACCUUUUGUAUAGGUCAGCGCGCCGCUCGUUUUCUAUUCGUAAGAUAUAUAGUGUUAUUAUACAUUGGAACUUCACCGGGCGUGCUCACCACCGUUUUUUUUUUCGUUUAUAUUAAUCGACUUAUUGAAUAAUUUUUCGACUUAAAAUUAUACUUACUUAUACAAUCACAUUUUCAAUAGUUGUAUACUUAAUGUCAUUUAUAAGGAGUUUCUUACACAUCUGACUAACAUCUAUUUUUCAAAUCACAACCGCCAUUUUUACCGUAAAUUUUUAAAUAGAUAAUUUUUUUUUAAACGUUGAUGUAAAUUUAUCGAAAUUUGACAUAGUUAUUUCCGAAUUCUUAAAAUUUAUAUACCAAGAUUAAAAGUGAAAUAGAUUUCAAAAUAUGGAGACUGCUAAUAUUUUUAUGUAAAUCCACUAGGGAACUCUGUUUCAUUUUAAGUAUUGCGAUUAUUGCGAGGAUUAUUUUAACCAUAGUGAAUAAAAUUCGUUCAAAUUUCGAUCAUGUCGUAUCAAUAUUUAAAAAAUAUUAAUUAGAUAUUUUUGAUACCUGAUAUUGAUUUGAAAACAAAAAUAAAUUGUUAUCGUCGUAGUUCUGACUCUCUGAAUGAUAUAACAUAUCUCAGUAUCUGAAAAUAUGCUUUUUAAGCAUACCUACUUUAAAGAAUUCCAACUAUCAGAAUAUUAAAAUUUUCAAAAGGGUGAGCAUGCUUGGUACAUAACAGUGUACUGGUUGAUUCUUUUAUCGAACAACAUUUUUUCAAACAUUUAAAUGGUAUUUUAAAUAAUAAGUAUUAUUCUAUAAAAGGAUUAACUAGUAUAGUCUACCAUCAUAACGAUGUACACGUAUACAACCAAAAUCACAAAUAUUUUAUUAUAUUAAGUCCAUGAUUAAUAGUUUUAGUGGAAAUUCCCUGUAAUGAAAUAACCCUUAUCCUAGAUAAACAGUAAUCAUUGUUAUUGUUCAAAAUAUAUUCGUAAAACUUCUAUUUUUUUUUCCAAAAAAAAAAAAUAAUAAUAAUAACAAUUUUAAAUAACUAUAAAAAUGUCGUCUCUGAUGCGCAUUUAAGUUCGAUCGUAGUAAUUAUCAAGUACCAACCUGUCUAUGUACUCAUUUUUACGUUAGGUACACAAUAAUAACGUGCACUUAUAAGCCACACUUCGACAUUUCUCUAAUGUUUGUGUAUAAUGUAUAAUAUAGUAAGUACAAUAUUAUUAUUAUUUAUCGUUAUACACUUAUACGAAAUAACUCUAUAACAUUCCAUCCGUUAUUAUAUUAAGUACCUAUAUUAAACUAAUUUCGUAGACAAUAUACUCGUACAUAUAUCAAUAUAAGCUAUAUCUAAUAUUUUCUUAAUUAAUUAAUUUCUCGUGAAACCUAAUUGUCCAAUAUAAUUUAAUGUAUGUUGAUCAAUUCUGAAUAAGAUAAAAAAAUAUAUGUGCACGUGAAAUAUAAUGUUUCAUUUAGCCACUUCAAAAAAAAAACGUCUUUAUUGAAAAACAAAUACAUUAAUGCAUUAGGUACUUUGUUAAUAAAUCAUAAUUACUGUCUAUAUUGAAUUUUGUUUUUGAUGUUUCCAUAAUUCGCCCAUUGAAAAAAUACGUACCUAUAAAUAUACUCAGCACAAACCGCACGUUGAGUCGCAUACUCGUACAAGUAAUAUAUGCUUUUCAUUUUAAACUGUUCUCAAUCAUUUUUUUUCAGUUGUAACAAUAAUUAAGUACCAAAAAUACUUAAGGAUUAUUUCCAACUAUACAGUGUUCUUAAGAAAUAUCAAAAAAAUGCAUUACAGGUUACAAGUUAAAAUUUAAAUCCAACCCCCUAAAACAACACCGAUGCGGAUAGUAUGUAAAAAGUAAUAACACCGUGCCCACCUUAUUUACAAUUGUAUAAUAUUGUAUCAGAAAUCAGAAUAAUCGGUAAGCCAACGUCUUACUAAUAACAUUAAUAUCCAAAUUGUUUUUUAAUAUUUUCAUUUUCAACACAAUAUGUUUGUAGAUUGAAAAAAAUAUUUAUGUAAAUAUAUAACAAUAUCAACUAAAUGUACAGUCGAAUAGUCGUAGGUAGUUGAAUGAUAUGCCUAAGUUGUACGAAAUAUAUUAACUAUAAUAACUACCUACUUUUAAUUAUUUUGAUUUUCUGUAUAUCUGUACACAACGUGUAAUAGAGAGUUCUGAUAAAUGUAGUUAACUAACUAUAUUGUAAUGAAAUUUGUUUCAAUCAAUAUUUUGAAGUUGAUUUUAUAUACUUGAUUAUUAUAAUAAUGGAAUUUAAAAAAAAAAGGAUGUAUUGAUUAUAAUAAAAAUUAUUUUAUUUAUCAGUUCUUUCUGCACUCGUUGUAUAUAAAUAUAACAUAUACACAUAUACUGUUUAUGUGUAAUAGAAUAAAUGUACAUAGGGGUUUAAAUUUAAAAAAAAAAAUUUUCCUUCGAGUUGUUUUUCAAACCACACAAAUCUUAAAUCAUAAAUGAUUAUAUCCGAAGUUAUGUUAAAAUAAAUCAACAAUCAUAUUUCUCUUUUCUCUUACUCAUUAUCUCUCUCUCCAAUUAUUAUUUCUUUGUACUUUGUACUUUGUAGUCACCAGUUAACUGAACAAUAAAAUACAUUUUAUAUAAUUAAAUAAAUCGUACAAAAUCUACAAGCUGUAAUAAAUUAACUUACAUUACAUGAUUGAAAUAACUAUUAUAAUAAUUCGUUUAUCGGUUAAUAUAUUUAAAAAAUAUAUAUUUAAGUUAAUUUUAAAAUUUAAAUUUAUUUAUUUUUUGUUGUAUACGCAGAGUAAUUUAUCAAGCAUUUUAUACGUACUCAUCAUAUGCGAGAUCAGAUAAGCUAGUGUUUAUAAUGAAAUGCAAAAGGAAAAGAAAGCUAUGGGUCUGGUUUAAAACGUCAUAAACAGAAUUAUUCACCAACUAAACUCACCCAAAGGCUAUCCUUUAGUAAUGCAUUAAUUCAAAUUAUAUAUUUUUUUUUUUAAUUUUGAAGUAUACUUAUAGACCAUAUUUUUUAAGAACUUAGAUUUUUUUAUGUCAUUUAGAGAUUAUGGCGAUACAAACAAAAAACACCCUUUUUAUGGUAAAUUAUUAAGAAGAUAUUUUUUUUUUUUUAUGUACCUAAACUUAAAUUUAAAUAAGUAGUUUUUGAGUUAUUUUAUUAUAUAUCAUAAAAAUAAUACUCUUUAUUUUUAAUGACUUAAUAAUUGUAAUAAGAAAAAUAUAAAAACAGAUAUAAUAUUUCGUCUAAGAUUCUCAUUAAUUGCUACUUAUUAUACUCGAACAAUUUUUAAAAAUUAUAAAAUCGUAAUUAAUUUAUUUUAAUUACUAUACUUUCUAUCAUCACAGUUCCCAUAUUCUCUAAGCCUAUAAUCUUUAUUUGUAUUUAGUUUAACAACUUAGAAAGUACUGGUUCAAAUUUUGAUUUAUACACAUCAACAUGUUCUAACAAAAAAAUCAUCUAUUUAUAACAAUUAACAAUAAAAUGGGUUGUUAACUUUAAAAAAAUAAAGUUUUAAAACCACGGUCUUUGCACCUUGAUUGUUUAAAAAUACGGUACCUACUUGAAAAUUCCAAAAAUUAGUAUUUUAAUAAAUAGUACAUUAGUACAAUAUUAUUGUUAUAAUUAUUGUUAUAUAAUAUUGUUGAUUGUUAUAUUAAUCUAUUAGUCAUCUAAACUCAGUUGUAUUGAAAAUUAAUUUUCGUUCUGACAUAUCAUAGUAUGUUCUUAUGUUAAGAAUCUUAGUUCUUCGAAUAUAUAAAUUCGUCAUAUGAAUAUAACUUAUCUAACGUUUUUUGACUUGAACGCAUAAUGAACAUUCCAUACUAUCUCACGUCUCGUCAAUCCAAUAAAAAGUUAAGUCACCACGCACACAAUAUAUACUAUAAAGGCUGAAAAUCUAUGGUCUUCUAUAUUUGCACGAUCACACAAAGCACAUGUAUACUAUAUCAUAUGUGAUGUUUAUAUACGAAAAAUAAAUUUAAAUACACCACAGAUAAAAUCUAUAAAAUGCAUAUUAUAAUAUGCAACUGUCGGGCUGUUUAAUAAUGUAUUUGUCUACAAUGCAUAAAAAUAAAUAUUUCUGCGUUAAAAUGUUCUAUAGGACGCAUCCGACAUGAACACACAUUAUAAAUCAUAUUCGGAAUUUUAUUAUAUUUCACAAAUAUUUUCAAUAAAAAAUAAAGAUAUAAUAUUAUACAUAUACCUACCAUAACGCAACGUUAUGUACAAUGGUUUGCAUUACAUUAAAGAGGAAUUUCAAUUUAAAAAUGUAUCGUCAAUAAUGGGCAAUUAUGUACAAUUAUAUUUUAUAUACAUACUGUGUGAAUAAUAUUUAUUUUUUUUUUUACCGUUGUUUAAAUCUUCAUUAAAGCACGUACCAAUUACGACACGUCAUUUAAUAUAUUUAUACAAUAUUAAACGAAAUUAUUAAUGUUAUCUAAACAUAUUGUGUAAAAAUCUAUUAAUUUUUUUACAAUACUGAAUGCAUAUAUAGAUAUGUAAUCGAUUCAUUAAAUGUUGUGUAUAAAUAAUUGUAUACUUUAUUUAUGUAAUAAUCUUUAAUGUAUAUUUAUUAAUAUAAAAAAUUAUAGUCGA
This is a messenger RNA of Aphis gossypii (cotton aphid), 6768 nucleotides long. Its product is annotated as neuropeptides capa receptor. Lineage: Eukaryota; Metazoa; Arthropoda; Insecta; Hemiptera; Aphididae. The record is from RefSeq and is a predicted model, not a curated record. The transcript has 7 exons. Gene Ontology annotation, molecular function: neuromedin U receptor activity. Gene Ontology annotation, biological process: neuropeptide signaling pathway. Bases 616 to 2079 code for a protein of 487 amino acids. Gene Ontology annotation, cellular component: plasma membrane.